This is a messenger RNA of Penicillium roqueforti, 2010 nucleotides long. RefSeq lists its product as uncharacterized. The transcript has 3 exons. The coding region runs from base 1 to 2010 and encodes 669 amino acids. NCBI's taxonomy places the organism in Eukaryota, Fungi, Ascomycota, Eurotiomycetes, Eurotiales, Aspergillaceae. The record is from RefSeq and is a predicted model, not a curated record.
AUGGAAAACCAUCCUCCUUCACCGCAGGCAUGCAGCUCUGCCACAAAUUCCACUGAAAGUUCCUUCAGUUUCACGCCUAUCAAAGCCCUGAGCGCCUUGCCGCGACUGUGGGAUCGUAAACCUUCUACGCCUGUCAGGGCCGGAGACAAAACACGAAAGCUGUGGAAGCGCAUUCGCUUUCCGUUUACGAGCAUGGUUACCACGACAGAAGUCCAGACUACGGGGGUCGGCGCCUCUAAAAACUCAGAUUAUCAGCGUGGCGUGAAGCGUCUGUGUGUUGAUUCCACCGGCGUGGACCAAGACACUGAGGCUGAGCGACGCGGUCGGUCUUUCCUUGAGACUAAAUGGGAGAUGCAGGCAUCUCGUAAACGACGCAAAAUGCCCGAAUUCGAUUUCAACAUCCACGACGAGGGCUCCCAGGAGGUGUUUAGUUUCACUGCGAACCAGCCCAAGGAGACGCCCAAUGAUGCUGUCGGCGACGUAGCUACGAAUGCGGCACCCCAGUCGCUCAGCGAUCUGUGGAAUACUUCCAAGACGCCGGUCUAUAACGAUGCCGUGGCGACCGACCUAAAUCUUACUGCAUCUGACGCGAAGACAGCGCAGUAUGUGCAGUCUAGAUCAUGCAGCCAAGACGCGCCGAUUGUGAUCGACAAUACAGGAGUCGACAACACCAACUUCGUGUCCACCACGGAAUCCGUGCAAGCACUGACGCAAGAGCAGGAGGUCAAAUUGGUACGAUCGGCACUGCGAAGAUCCUUGGAUGGAGAGAAUGCAGAGCUGCUCAACGACUUUCUGUCCAGGGCGAAUGCGAAACGGGCCGCCAAGGCCACACAUCCCGGAGAUGCGAAAUCAACGGAGAUGGGUUCUAGCCCAGAGGAGUCUCCAGAAGUUAAAUGCUCAACACCGCCACCACGCCGCGUGUUGGAGGAAUUGACAACCAACUCACCUUCACCCGUCAAGUUGCAGUUCUCGCCUAGUAAAUAUGACGUCAAGCGUGGUGCCGAUGGUGCGGGUGAGCGGGGGGAUAUUAUCACCAAGGAGGAUAUCAUUCCGAAAGAGAUCAUGGGAGAACAAGCUCCUGCAAGCCCUGCAUGUCGUCGCAGCACCCGUACCAAAGGCGCGAAUGCCCCGAGCAUGCGCAACACGAUCUCAUUCCGCCGAGCCAAAGGCACGGAAUUCGUUUUUCAACAGCGAACUGAGAGCCAGCAGAUGGCAAUGGCCACAAAGCGCAACACCCGGCUCAACAAAGGCAAAGCUGUAACUCCUAUAGUCAUUUUGCAAGCGUUGGCUCAACAGCCGAGCGAGGAAGAGCUGUUGCCAUGCAAUUUACAAAAUGAGGGCUCGAGCCACCAGGACACUAACACCGGUGCACUGGCUAAAUCGCGAAAGCAGGUGUCGUGGAAUGAAGAGCGCAUGGCCGAGUAUGAAGAAUACAGAGAGCCAAUGGACGACCAGGAGGAUGAAGAGGAGGGCGAUCGGUGCACGAAUGACGUGGGCGCAACGCCUCGCCCGCAAGCAGAAAGCAAGCGCUCAGCGAAGAAAGCAGAGUCCGGUCAUCGCAGCAGCCGUAGCCAAACGCAAAAGGCCGACGCGAAUGCAGACAGUGGGGCCACCGCGAGCGGUUCAACCCCGACUACUGCAGCUGCUACUGUAACCCCGCGCUCUCGCCGGGUGAGGCGUUUGGGUGAUUCGGGAAUUUUGGGGUCUGGACCCCCAGUUAAGACUGCAAGUCGCAGCACAAGCAAGCCUCCUGCAGCCUCGUCUAUUGUGGCUGCUGCUGCCCCCUCCACACCUACCAAGGGCCGCCGCAAGCUUACUCCCAAGUCCCCCAUUCCCUCAAAGCUUCCCGCACGAGCCUCCAAGAGUGCCAACACCGCGGACCAGCCUUUCGUCAGUGGGAUCCCCACUCGCAGCUCACAAAGCACAGAUGAUGCACAGCGACAGAGUAUGCUUCAGAUGAGUGCCGGGUGUACGCCCACGGCUCGGCGCGUUCGGUCGAGAUAUUAUUGA